AUGCCAUAUGAACUCAUCGUCCAAGUUGGAUUCAGUGGCUCUUUAGAAGAGUCAAAGAGGGACGUCUACUAUAGAAAUGAUCCUAUGAAGUACGUCGACAUAGAAAAGAAAAAGAAAAAGGGUAAAAAAAUGGGAAAAAAAAUCGAUGAGGAAUGA
This is a messenger RNA of Lodderomyces parapsilosis, 156 nucleotides long. RefSeq lists its product as uncharacterized. NCBI's taxonomy places the organism in Eukaryota, Fungi, Ascomycota, Pichiomycetes, Serinales, Debaryomycetaceae. The transcript has a single exon. The record is from RefSeq and is a predicted model, not a curated record. Bases 1 to 156 code for a protein of 51 amino acids.